This is a messenger RNA of Pygoscelis adeliae (Adelie penguin), 2033 nucleotides long. It is a transcript of the gene ACAT1, whose product is annotated as acetyl-CoA acetyltransferase 1. Bases 1 to 1779 code for a protein of 592 amino acids. Gene Ontology annotation, biological process: fatty acid beta-oxidation. NCBI's taxonomy places the organism in Eukaryota, Metazoa, Chordata, Aves, Sphenisciformes, Spheniscidae. Gene Ontology annotation, molecular function: acetyl-CoA C-acetyltransferase activity. The transcript is spliced from 14 exons. The record is from RefSeq and is a predicted model, not a curated record.
AUGUCUGGGAGUCCAAGUGCCUUUCUGGCUGCUAUGAUACAAAUGCUAGUACUGUUUGUGGUCCGAAGGGAACGGAAGGAAGGCUGCAAGCCUUACCUGGCUGUAGGCAUCAACUCCAGGGAAUGCAGCAAUCGGUCAUGGGAUAUUGUAACAGAUGGUAUGCUACCUCCUUCAGGAAUUAAAAAAGUGGCUGAGGAGAAGCUUGACACUGAAGAAAGGGUUGGGCGAGGGGCUGGGCUGGUAGAGCGCAGCCUCAGCGUUGCUUUCCCUUCCUGGUGGAGGAGAGGAGACAACCCUGGGAGCUGGUUCUCGCCCCGCAAGGAUCUUCCACGCUCUCUUCAUACCCUUCGUUACGAGUUAUUUUUCCACUCUGCACGGAAACCAAGGCUGUCUGCCCCGCGCCUGGGGCUUGUCCCUCCGCAGCCCGCUUUCCCUCUCCUCAAGGCGGGCUGCGCUGCCGCCCCGUCCCGGCGGCACUGGCGACGAAAGAAAUGCGCCUGUCACUGCAGAAAGGGUUCCCCGAGAGGGCGGAGGUUCCGCGGCGGCGGCAGGAGCUGCCAGACACCGGCUUUGAAGUAUAUGAGCCGUGGCUAUGCAUCACAGCGUACUUUAAAUGAGGUGGUGAUAGCAAGUGCUGUAAGGACACCGAUUGGAUCUUUCCAAGGAUCUCUUUCGUCAUUGCCAGCCACUAAACUUGGUUCCAUUGCAAUUAAGGGAGCAAUUGACAGAGCAGGUAUCCCUGCAGAAGAAGUGAAAGAAGCAUAUAUGGGUAAUGUCUUGCAGGCUGGACAAGGACAAGCUCCAGCAAGACAAGCAGUCCUGGGUGCAGGUCUACCAAUCUGCACUCCUACUACAACUGUCAAUAAAGUCUGUGCUUCAGGAAUGAAAUCAAUCAUGAUGGCAGCACAAAGCCUGAUGUGUGGGAGUCAGGAUGUAAUGGUUGCUGGUGGAAUGGAGAGCAUGUCUAAUGUUCCCUAUACAAUGAGCAGAGGAUCAACGCCAUAUGGAGGAGUAAAGCUGGAAGACCUGAUAGUAAAAGAUGGGCUGACAGAUGCUUAUAACCAUAUCCAUAUGGGCAACUGUGCUGAGAAUACUGCAAAGAAGUUUACUAUUUCGCGAGAGGAACAAGACACUUUCGCCAUAGGCUCUUACACUAAGAGCAAAACAGCCUGGGAUUCAGGAAUACUGAAAAAUGAAAUAGUUCCUGUCACUAUUUCAAAAAAAGGAAAGCCGGAUACAGAAGUGAAAGAAGAUGAAGAAUACAAACGUGUUGAUUUUAGUAAAGUUCCAAAGCUGAAAGCUGUUUUCCAAAAAGAAAAUGGAACAGUUACAGCUGCUAACGCCAGUACGCUGAAUGAUGGAGCAGCUGCUUUGGUGCUGAUGACCACAGAGGCGGCCAGGAGACUGAAAGUCAAACCAUUGGCACGGAUAGUAGCUUUUGCAGAUGCUGCUGUUGAUCCCAUUGACUUCCCAAUUGCACCUGCACAUGCUGUUCCCAAGAUUCUAAGUGAGACAGGCCUGAAAAAAGAAGAUAUUGCAAUGUGGGAAAUCAACGAAGCAUUCAGUGUUGUGGUGCUGGCCAAUAUUAAAAUGCUGGGUAUUGAUCCGCAAAAAGUAAACAUUAACGGAGGCGCCGUCUCUCUUGGACAUCCAAUAGGAAUGUCUGGAGCAAGAAUCGUUGUUCACAUGGCCCACGCGCUGAAACAAGGACAAUAUGGUCUUGCAGGAAUUUGCAAUGGAGGAGGAGGUGCUUCUGCAAUACUGAUAGAGAAGUUGUAGGCCCCAAUAGUGUUGGAAACAAAGCCUUAAACGCCCUCUGAACAAAGGGAUGAGUGGUACCCGUUACAUCUUAUUUAUCGAUACGUGGAUGAAUCCCUUAACCGCUAUUCUGAAAUUUCUUAAAACGUCAUUGAUGCAGAUGACUGGGCUUUUAUUACUUUGACUCAGUGCAAGUUUUUAUACAGUACAAAUAAAAACCGUCAAAUUAUGAUAAUGUCUCGAGACCUGAGAAUAAAGAACGUUUGUUACCUGUG